AUGCCGUCCGCCGCUGGACCGAGCAGUCCCACCGCCGCCCUGGCUGAAGCCCUGGAGAACUCCUCCAGGCUGAUCGACAGACACCUGCAAGAUGACCGCUGCUUCCCGGACCUGUCGGAGCUCCUCAGUGUCCCCUCUCACAACAUGCCGUCCCUCUCCGGAGGAACUGACAUGGACUACCCGCUCCAGGGACCCGGUUUACUGAGUGUGCCAACUCUUCCAGAGCUCAGUGCAGUCCGCCGAGUCCCUCUGCCACCGGAGCUGGUGGAGCAGUUCAGCCAUAUGCAGUUUAACUGCAUGAUGGGAGUUUUUCCAGAGAUUUCUCGAGCUUGGCUCACAAUCGACAACGACAUCUUUAUGUUCAAUUAUGAAGAUGGAGGGGAUGUAGCUUAUUUUGAUGGCCUGAUUGAAACAAUUCUGGCAGUGGGCCUCGUGAAACCAAAACCAGGGAUUCUGCAGCCACACAUUCACUACCUCUUAGUCCUCGCCACGUCUGUGGACGUCGUGAUCCUCGGACUCAGUUUCCCCAGAAGCCAAGCUGGUCUGAAUGACAGCAUGUCUGGCGGGAUGCAGCUCCUCCCAGACCCCCUGUUCUCAAUCCCCACUGACAACACCUACAUCCAGUCCAUCACCUCCACCGACCUUGGCCGUAUCUUUAUGGCGGGGAAGGACGGCUGCCUGUAUGAGAUCGCCUACCAGGCGGAGGCGGGCUGGCUGAGCCAACGCUGCAGAAAAAUCAACCACUCCAAAAGCUCUCUGUCGUUUCUCAUCCCCUCUGUGCUUCAGUUCUCCUUCUCUGAGGAUGACCCCAUUGUGCAGAUUGCAGUCGAUAACUCGAGAAACAUACUCUUCACACGCUCUGACAAAGGCGUCCUGCAGGUGUAUGAUCUUGGUGCUGAUGGUCAAGGGAUGAGUCGUGUGGCAACAAUGUCUCAGAGCUCCAUAGUUGCAGCUGCUGGAAACAUUGCCAGGACGAUAGAUCGUUCAGUGUUCAAACAGAUCAUCCAGAUCUCAGUGAUUGAUCGAUCGGAGUCUUCCGACUGCCACCUGCUAGCCGUCACACAUGCAGGUGUGCGUCUCUACUUCACCACCGCACCUUUUGCACCUCCGCACCAGAAGCAGGUCGCGGUCCGGCCCAGCUUGUUGGCUUUGAUCCACGUCCGCCUGCCACCGGGCUUUUCUGCUUCCUCCACUCUGCAGAAACCCUCAAAGGUCCACAAAGCUCUCCACAGCAAAGGUGUUCUGCUCAUGGCCGCUUCCGAGACCGAGGACAGCGACAUUCUGUGGUGCAUUAACCACGACUCCUUUCCCUUCAAGAAACCCUUGAUGGAAACACAGAUGAUGUCUAAUGUCGAUGGACACUCUUGGACUCUUUGUGCCAUUAAUGAAGAGAAACCCGCCAAGAUUUUCACUCCUCUAAACAAGGAUCAAAUCCCCGUCACUGAUUCCCCCGUGGUGGUCCAGCAGCACAUUAUCCCCCCUCAGAAGUUUGUCCUUCUCUCUGCCAAGGGGAGUCACAUUUUCCAAAAGCUGCGCCCAGUGGAUCAGCUCCGUCACCUCCUGGUGAGCUGUGCCGGAGGAGAGAGCGAAGAGAUUGAACGCUUCUUCAAGCUGCACAGGGAGGAGCAGGCCUGCGCCACGGCAUUAAUUCUGGCUUGUUCCAGUUCUGCCAGCGACCAAGAAGUUUCACAGUGGGCCACCAGAGCCUUCUUCAGAUAUGGAGGAGAGGCCCAGAUGAGAUUCCCCGCCGCCAUGGCGGCUCCCAGUACAGUUGGACCAAUGAUGAGCUCCCCAGCACCAGGGAUUGUACCCCCAGCACUGGCCACACCCUUUGCACCAAUGCAUUCUGGAUCUGCUCCCAUCACACCCAUGUCUGCCGGCCCAGAGGUGAUUUUCUCUGGCAAACACAACGGCAUCUGCAUUUACUUUGCUCGAAUUCUUGGGAAUAUUUGGGACGGGACACUCGCUGUUGAAAAAACAAUCAGCAAAGGAAAUCAGACUGUCAGUAUUCUGGAAAGCAGUGUUGCUGCGUGUGACGUGGAGGCGGUUCGCCUCGAGCUCUGCGGCCUGCAGGAGUUCCUCGAUAAAAACUCCCAGUUUAGCCCCUCCUUUCUCGGUUCUGCAAGCUUCAGCUCCCCUGCCAACCUGCAGCAAAGGCUUCUGGGAUUUAUGCGUCCUGAUGGAGCCAACUCUCAGCAGGUUCAGCAGGAGCUCCAGAGGAAAUACCACACCAAGGCUCAGGUCUACGAGAAAGUGUCCCUGCAGGGGAUCCAGCAGCUGGUGCAUCGUUCCUGUCAGACUCUGGCCCUCUGGAAGUUUCUCUGUGAUCAUCAGUUCAGCCUCAUUAUGUCCGAGCUGCCAAAGGAGUUCCAGGAGCAGAUGAAGGGAGUGAGCUUUAAAGACGUGGUGAUCCGAGGGAAGGAACUGUCCGGAGCGCUGAUCACCGGACUGAUUAAUGUCUACAUCAAAGACAACGCCUCUGUGGACGCCGUGAGCAAUCACCUGAGGGACAUCUGUCCCCUGCUGUACAGCAGCGACGACAGCAUUUGCUCCAAGGCUAAUGAGCUGCUGCAGAGCUCCAAGCAGAUCCAGAAUAAAAUGGAUAAGGAGAGAAUGCUGAGGGAGUCCCUGCGGCUCUACCAGCAGAUCAGCCAGCACACAGACCUGCCGCUCGUCUGCUCCCAGUACCGGCAAGUGCGUUUCUACGAGGGAGUCCUGGAGUUGUGCCUCACAGCCGCCGACAAGAAGGAUCCGCAGAGGCUCGGGCCUCACUUCUACAAGAACGGCGAGCCCGAGGAGGACCGAGUGGGGCAGCAGGCCUUCCAGGAAAGACUUUCGUGUUACAAGUGCAUCACGGACACCAUGCAGGAGCUGGUGAACCAGAGCAAAGCCGCCCCCCAGUCGCCCAGCGUCCCAAAGCAGCCCGGACCGCCCGUCAUGACCUCCGACCCCAACAUGCUCAGCAACGAAGAAGCCACAGCCCACUGCGAGCAGAUGCUCGGUCUGGCUCAGAGGUCUCAGGACGAGCUGUUUCACAUCGCUCUGUACAACUGGCUGAUUCAGGCCGACCUGACCGACAAGCUGCUGGAGGUGAAUUCUCCGUACUUGGAGGAACACCUGAUGCACAUGAUCAAACAGGACCAAAGCAAAGUUCAUAACAAGGACCUGCUGUGGCGCUACUAUGAGAAGAACCGGAACUUCGGCAAAGCAGCUCACGUUCUGGCUCGCCUUGCUGACAUGCACAGCACUGAGAUCUCCCUGAAGCAGCGUUUGGAGUAUAUUGCCAGAGCUAUCCUGUCUGCCAAGAGCUCCUCCUGCAUCUCCGCUCAGGCGUCCGACGGAGAGUUUCUCCACGAGCUGGAGGAGAAGAUGGAGCUCGUACGCAUUCAGGUGCAGAUUCAGGACACCCUGAUCAGGCAAUAUUCCCAUCAUCCCUCAGUGAAAAACGUCAUUUCUCAGCUGGACUCUGAGCUCAUGGACAUCACAAAGCUCUACGGAGAGUUCGCCGAUCAUUUCAAACUGUCUGAGUGUAAACUGGCCAUAAUCCACUGUGCCGGACACUCUGACCCCAUACUGGUGCACUCGCUGUGGCAGGAGAUCUUGGAGAAAGAGCUGGGAGACACUGUUGCCAUGAGUCCAGCAGACAGGAUGAUGUCUCUCAAUCUCAAACUCGUGUCACUGGGGAAGAUUUACGCUGGAACGCCAAGAUAUUUCCCUCUGGAGUUCCUGGUGAAGUUCCUGGAGCAGGAGGUCUGUCGGCUCCACUGGGACGUGGGCUUCGUCACGUGCACCAUGCAGGAGAUCGGAGUCCAGCUGCCGCGCCUGCUGGAGGUCUACGACCAGCUCUUCAAAACGAGGGAUCCGUGCUGGCAGCGCCUGAAGAAGCCUCUGCACCUGGUGGAGUGCAUCCACGUGCUUCUGUCUGGAUAUGUGGAAGACCCCAGCAGAGUGCCAACAUACGACAGGCGCCGAUUCACAAAUGUGUGUCUGGACAACAUCUGCGGCUACCUGGUGGAGCUGCAGUCUCUCAGCCCCAACUCGGCCCUCCAGCACACCAUCGGAAACUUCAAGUCUCUGCAGGCGAAGCUGGAGAAGCUCCACUGACGGCCCAGACGGCCGCGGCCGCCCGCCCGCCCGCCCUCAGCGAAACCAGCCCACACGAAGUGCGAUUAUCAGCAAGCACAACUCCACGGUGUUCGAUUCCUCGGCUCCGGCCCGCCUCGCCGCUCCCGUGGGGCUUAUUGUUGAAAGUCAGAUGAUCAAAGUGGGAGAGGCUGCAGACAUGGGUUUUAUAACUUAUUUGAUACGAUUUUGUUAGUCUGUACGUUUUUUGAUGUUGCAUAAUUUUAGGAGAGGGUUUGCAAUGUGUGCAAAAUCCCAAAACUUGAUAAAAUAUUGAUUCACCCCCAGAAAAUCUGACUUUUACUGGUUUGUCGGAACAUCUUGAGAAAGGACUUAAUUUUUUAUAUUUUCUUAUGAAUGCAAAUGACAGAGCUGCUUCAGGCCUUUUCAUCAGACUAAUAACUCCACUUCAAACAAUUUGAAACAUGUUGUAAUUAUGUACAUAACUUUGCUAUUAUUUUGUCUCAUCUGCCAAACGUCAUCCACAAACUUAACAAAAAAAAACCUUUUCUUCGUGUUAUUUGCAGUAAACAUAUCUUCUGUGUGUGUGUGUGUUUGAGAGAGAGACUUUUUUGAUGGUUUUGCUGAAGUCAGCCCACACUGCUGAGAUCCACACGAAGAAGACAGCAACUCCUAUAAAAAAACACUUUUUAACGAAAUAAAA
Messenger RNA from Salarias fasciatus (jewelled blenny), 4786 nucleotides. It is a transcript of the gene nup155, whose product is annotated as nucleoporin 155. Gene Ontology annotation, biological process: protein localization to nuclear inner membrane; RNA export from nucleus; protein import into nucleus. The transcript is spliced from 33 exons. NCBI's taxonomy places the organism in Eukaryota, Metazoa, Chordata, Actinopteri, Blenniiformes, Blenniidae. The coding region runs from base 1 to 4104 and encodes 1367 amino acids. Gene Ontology annotation, molecular function: structural constituent of nuclear pore. Gene Ontology annotation, cellular component: nuclear pore; nuclear pore inner ring. The record is from RefSeq and is a predicted model, not a curated record.